This is a messenger RNA of Plectropomus leopardus (leopard coralgrouper), 1827 nucleotides long. Its product is annotated as MAGUK p55 subfamily member 7-like. The record is from RefSeq and is a predicted model, not a curated record. Gene Ontology annotation, molecular function: protein binding. NCBI's taxonomy places the organism in Eukaryota, Metazoa, Chordata, Actinopteri, Perciformes, Serranidae.
AUGCUGAGCAGAACAGAACACAGAGGCGUGUGCAGGCUGCUAUCAUCAGUGAUGUCUGGGACAGAGUCUCAUACAGACAGAGAGGAGGACUACAGGUUCCUCCACAGCAUGCUGAUGGAGAAGAAGCUCCACCUGCUCUUUAAGAUCCACGAGCGGCUGAAGCGUUUUGAGAAGCGAAGCCCGAUCCCCGUCCAGGAGCACGCAGCAAGCCUGGCCUCAGAUUUGGCCGAGGAGCUGAUAUACCAAGGCCGGAGAGAUGAAGUCAAAGAACUGGUGGCGCUUUUUUCCAAACCCAACUUUAAGAGUCUGCUGUGUGUCCACGACGCUGUGGCUCAGAGAGACUUUGAGCCGACUCUGCCACCAUUACCUGACGAUGUGCUGGAGGACGAUGAGGAUGCGGUCAAAAUUGUCAGUCUGGUCAAAACCAAAGACCCACUGGGGGCAACAAUUAAGAGGGAUAAAUCAACCGGGGCCAUUGUUGUGGCGAGGAUCAUGAGAGGAGGUGCGGCCGAUAAAAGCGGCCUGAUCCAUGAAGGAGAUGAGCUCAAGGAGGUGAACGGAGUCUCACUGGAGCACAGGAAGCCAAAGGAAAUCCUUCCUCUCCUGGCUCGUUCUCAGGGUGAGGUUACGUUCAAAAUCAUUCCUGCCUCCUCCAAGGAAGAAAUGUCAUCGGCUAAGAAGCUGUUCAUGCGGGCUCUUUUUGACUACAAUCCUAACGAGGAUCCCACCGUCCCGUGCAAGGAUGCAGCCAUAGCCUUUAAAAGAGGCGACGUCCUCCAGAUUGUCAGCAUGGAGGAUGAUACCUGGUGGCAGGCGUGUCACAUCGGGGACAGAAACGCUCGGGCGGGGCUCAUCCCCUCUCAGCAGCUCCAUGAGAGGAGAGUUGCACUACAGCGACCUAAAGCCCUGUUCAAGCCCCGACGAGUCAAACCACCAGAUGAGGGGGAAGUCAUGGAGGAUGUCGACUACGGAGCUAUAACAGGGAUCCACAUCGCUGGUUUAAGACGGAGUUUCCGACUUGGCAGAAAGAGCAGUUUGGCCAGAGAGGCGGCUCGGUGCAGGAGGUGGAGCACGGGGGUGCACCACUCUGUUCGUCCCCCUACCUACAUGGAGGUGAUCCCCUACUACCGAGACCCCAAAGACACACACCGCCUGGUCGUUCUGGUCGGGCCCGGCGGCGUUGGCGUCAACGAACUGAAGAGGAGGCUCCUGAUCUCCGACCCUGACCGCUAUGGCGUCACCGUACCGCACACCACACGUGAAAAGAGAAGGCAGGAGAACGAGGGGGUGGAUUACCAUUUUGUGUCCAUUCACAUGUUUGAAGAGGACAUUCUCAAUCAUAGGUUUGUAGAAUAUGGGAGAUACAGAGGACACUACUAUGGGACAAGUCUAGACUCUGUGCACAGAGUGAUGGCUGAGGGCAAGGUGUGCAUCCUGGACGUGCACCCUAGUAAAAUAAAGCAUGUGUACACGUCUGAAUUCAAACCGUACGUGGUGUUCGUGAAGCCCCCGCGCAUCGAGGAGCUGCGCCUCACCAGGCGGAGAGCGAAAUUCAUCAGCAAGAAAGACGACAAGAACCCAGUCAGGGUCUUUUCAGAGGAGGACUUUGAGGACAUGAUUAACUCGGCUGAGAACAUGGAGAACCAGUGUGGUCACCUGUUUGACAAGGUGAUCGUCAACGGAGAUAUCGCCGUGGCGUUCAGAGAGCUGAAGGCCGACCUAGAGAAGAUGGAGGAGGCAGACGUCCAGUGGGUCCCGGCAGAGUGGGUUUGCUCUUCACCAACAAAAGCCAGAAGAAGCUGUGGUCAUUUGGACAGCUGGAUUUGA